AUGGCGCCUCGGGGUGAUAUCAAGCCGACUCCGCUGCCAUUCAAUCACGAUGCAGUUGAAGGGACAAAUCCUGAUGGAAACCCCGAAGGGUCAGGAGAGAGAGCCGGGCCGCGGAACGAGGACCAUGGAGAGCCCAUUAAUCCGGUUCCACCAACAGAAUCCAAAAGGAGGCUGCAGAAGAUGGUCCAGGACCUGGGCGCAAAAUAUGACGCACUGUCGAAAACUAUUGAUCAGAAACAUGACGGGAAGGAGUCUCUCGUUGACAACCUCUUUCAGCACAAGGAGUCAAUAUUCACCGAAGAAGUAUCCAACUUCGAUUUACCCAGAAGGUUCAAGGUACCUGACAUCCCUGUUUUUUCAAGCAGUGAAGAUCCGGUGGAGCAUUUGGACAAUUUCCGAUCUCAUGAAAAGCUAGAGACAGAAAGUGCACCAGAUGAUUUCAUUUAUGGUGCAAUUUUCCAAGGGUUGAAGAAAGACAAACCUCUGAUGGCGGACUUAGCGUUGAAACCACCAAAAGAUCUUCAUACCUUUAUGCAACAACAGCCUUCCACCGAGAAGCCUAAGAAAAAGAAGAAUCUUGAGCCCAUACAGGACGCCGGUCCCGGAGAAUACAAGAAGGCGAGGAAGAAUUUUGGAGAUUACAAGUGGACACCAUUAAAUGCCUCUUUCACCGAGGUGCUUAUGGAGCUCAAAAAAGAUCCGAAUUACCAGAGACCUAGACCCAUUCUAGGAGAUCCACCCCCGCGCUUGGCUCACAAAUACUGUGCCUUCCACGAUUCAUAUGGUCACCUGACCGAGCAGUGUGUAUCAUUGAGGCAAUUGAUCGAGAAAUUCAUCGAGAAUGGGAAACUAGUUCGAUUUCUCGUCAAUGAGAGGAAUCAUCAAGAGCGAGACCAAUAUCCGCGGCCAAGGAGGGAGGAAGAUCGGAAUGAAAGGAGAAAUUAUCAACCGAGACAAGAAGAAAGAAGAGGAAGAAGCCAAGAGCCAGCACCUCAACCUCGGAGGGACGAAAGAAGGGAGAGAAGUAGGAGCAGAGCUCGAGUGGCGCAGCUAGGCAAUCUCCCUAUCAUCCACACUAUCUCGGGAGGAUUUGGAGGAGGAGGUGAGUCCAACUCGGCUCGGAAGGCGUAUGCCAGGCAGCUGGAUGAUUUCGAAACUUGGCGGAUCCUCGUUGACACAGGGAGCUCGGCUGAUAUUCUGUUUAAAUCAGCUUUUGAUUACAUGGGAGUUCCACGAGAAAAGGUGGUCCCGGUCUCAUGCCAGUUACAGGGUUUCGCUGGAGAAAAGGUGCUGCCUCUCGGUUCUAUUGAUCUACCUGUAACGGCAGGGACUUAUCCGAGGCAAAAGGUCAUUAUGGUAAAGUUCCUGAUAGUUGACAGAGUCUCGGCCUAUAAUGCCAUCAUAGGGCGGACAGCUCUCAACGACUUCAAAGCUGUGACUUCAACACCGCAUCUCAGCAUGAAGUUUCCAACAGAAGAAGGAGUUGGAGUGGUUAAAGGAGACUAG
Molecule: messenger RNA, 1506 nt
Organism: Alnus glutinosa
Lineage: Eukaryota; Viridiplantae; Streptophyta; Magnoliopsida; Fagales; Betulaceae
Exons: 5
Coding region: 1-1506 (501 amino acids)
Source: RefSeq, a predicted model, not a curated record